UUCCGGCCCCCGGGUUCGCUACCCCACAAUCCUUAGCUCUUUCCGUCUCCACUCGGCUUCCGUCCAUUCUUCCGGUGGAGAUGGCUGCGGCCGUGGAGAUGGCUGCGGCUGUGGCGGGGAUGCUGCGAGGGGGUCUCCUGCCCCAGGCGGGCCGGCUGCCUACCCUCCAGACUGUCCGCUAUGGCUCCAAGGCUGUUACCCGCCACCGUCGUGUGAUGCACUUUCAGCGACAGAAGCUGAUGGCUGUGACUGAAUAUAUCCCCCCAAAACCAGCCAUCCACCCAUCAUGCCUGCCAUCUCCUCCCAGCCCCCCACAGGAGGAGAUAGGCCUCAUCAGGCUUCUCCGCCGGGAGAUAGCAGCAGUUUUCCAGGACAACCGAAUGAUAGCCGUCUGCCAGAAUGUGGCUCUGAGUGCAGAGGACAAGCUUCUUAUGCGACACCAGCUGCGGAAACACAAGAUCCUGAUGAAGGUCUUCCCCAACCAGGUCCUGAAGCCCUUCCUGGAGGAUUCCAAGUACCAAAAUCUGCUGCCCCUUUUUGUGGGGCACAACAUGCUGCUGGUUAGUGAAGAGCCCAAGGUCAAGGAGAUGGUACGGAUCUUAAGGACUGUUCCAUUCCUGCCGCUGCUAGGUGGCUGCAUUGAUGACACCAUCCUCAGCAGGCAGGGCUUUAUCAACUACUCCAAGCUCCCCAGCCUGCCCCUGGUGCAGGGGGAGCUUGUAGGAGGCCUCACCUGCCUCACAGCCCAGACCCACUCCCUGCUCCAGCACCAGCCCCUCCAGCUGACCACCCUGUUGGACCAGUACAUCAGAGAGCAACGCGAGAAGGAUUCUGUCAUGUCGGCCAAUGGGAAGCCAGAUCCUGACCCUGUUCCGGACUCGUAGCCAGCCUGUUUAGCCAGCCCUGCGCAUAAAUACACUCUGCGCUAUUGGCUGUGCUCUCCUCCAUGGGAGAUGUGGAAGAACUUGGGGUCGGGGAGUGCGUUUGUCACUUGGUUUUCACUAGUAAUGAUAUUGUCAGGUAUAGGGCCACUUGGAGAUGCAGAGGAUUCCAUUUCAGAUGUCAGUCACCGGCUUCGUCCUUAGUUUUCCCAACUUGGGACCUGAUAGGAGCAAAGUCUCUCCAUUCUCCAGGUCCAAGGCAGAGAUCCUGAAAAGAUAGGGCUAUUGUCCCCUGCCUCCUUGGUCACUGCCUCUUGCUGCAUGGGCUCCUGAGCCCACCCCCUUGGGGCACAACCUGCCACUGCCACAGUAGCUCAACCAAGCAGUUGUGCUGAGAAUGGCACCUGGUGAGAGCCUGCUGUGUGCCAGGCUUUGUGCUGAGUGCUGUACAUGUAUUAGUUCCUUUACUCAUUACCACAUUGUACCCAUUUCACAGAGAAGGAGCAGAGAAAUUAAGUGGCUUGCUCAAGGUCAUGCAGUUAGUAAGUGGCAGAACAGGGACUUGAACCAAGCCCUCUGCUCUGAAGACCGCGUCCUGAAUUUCUACACUAGAGCUUCCUCAUCAGGUUACCCAGAAGUGGGUCCCAUCCACCAUCCAGGUGUGCUUGGGUGUUAGUUCUCCACCCUCGAGGUGUACGCUGUGAAAAGUUUGGGAGCACUGCUUUAUAAUAAAAUGAAAUAUAUUCUA
Messenger RNA from Gorilla gorilla gorilla (western lowland gorilla), 1629 nucleotides. RefSeq names its product mitochondrial ribosomal protein L10 (gene MRPL10). The coding region runs from base 81 to 884 and encodes 267 amino acids. Lineage: Eukaryota; Metazoa; Chordata; Mammalia; Primates; Hominidae. The transcript has 5 exons. The record is from RefSeq and is a predicted model, not a curated record.